Molecule: messenger RNA, 3444 nt
Organism: Danio aesculapii
Lineage: Eukaryota; Metazoa; Chordata; Actinopteri; Cypriniformes; Danionidae
Gene: prtgb
Product: protogenin homolog b (Gallus gallus)
Exons: 19
Coding region: 1-3444 (1147 amino acids)
Biological process (GO): axon guidance; cell-cell adhesion
Cellular component (GO): axon; plasma membrane
Molecular function (GO): protein binding
Source: RefSeq, a predicted model, not a curated record
AUGGGGUCUGUGAGAUGGAAAACACAUCAGCAAUGGCUGAUUAUACUCUGGAUUUUAUCGUUUUCAGGUGUGUUUGGCUUCAGUGAGUUGUGGUUCUCCGUCGAGCCUCAGGAUGCGAGUGUAUCUGCGGGUCAGCAUGUUGUUCUGGACUGUCAGGCUGGCGGCGAGUCUCCCGUAAGCGUACGCUGGCGGAAAAACGGCGUCCAGAUCCACGAGAGCGAGUUUGUGCGUGUGCUGUCCAACGGCUCGCUGUGUGUGUCCAAUUUGACCCAGCAGAGAGAUGAGGGUUUCUACCAAUGCGUCGCUAACAACCAAUAUGGAGCCAUCAUCAGCCACAGAGCCCGGCUUACAAUCACAGGAGUGUUGGUGUUUUCUGCUCAGCCCGUCCGACUGGAGCUCCGGCUUGGCUCUGUGGCCAGAUUCUCCUGCGCUGUUGAAAGGUCUCCAGCGGAUAUCAGCUGGGAAAUAAACCAAAGAUCUCUACCUCAGGAUUCAGACAGAAUCACUGUUUUGCCAAAUGGAGUCCUGCAGAUUCGCAAUGUGACAAUGAGGGAUGCUGGGAAAUAUCGCUGCGUCGCUGCAAACGCAGUCAGUCGAGUGACGAGUCGAGAGGCCGAGCUGAUCCUCAUCCCUGCGGGGGGUCCGAGGCAUCUCCUGAAGCCACUCAUCAUUGCGGGCCCUCAGAACAUCAGCACGGCUCUGCAUCGGCCGGUGGUUCUGGAAUGUUUGGCUGAAGGAAACCCUCGGCCGCUCGUGUCCUGGAGCCGUGCAGACUCGAAGCCCAUAGAUGUUUCUGCAGCAAGAGUUCUGGGAAACGGGAACCUGAUGAUCUCUGCUGUUAAAGCGCACCAUAGCGGGACGUAUGUGUGCCGCGCUACGACACCGGGAACACGAAACUACACCACAGCGGCCGGAAACCUCACCGUACUCCUUCCUCCUUCUUUGGUGGAGAAACCAGAGAGUCAGACUCGACCCCGAGCCGGGACGGCCCGUUUCAGCUGUCAGGCUGAAGGUACACCAGUGCCCCAAAUCACCUGGUUUAAGAACGGAGAGGUGAUCCGAUCCAACGGGCGCACAAAGAUGUACAACAAUAAACUCGUGAUAACCCAGAUCAUUCCAGAGGACGACGCCUUUUACCAGUGCCUGGCUGAAAACUCACAGGGCUCAGUUGUGUCCACAUCCCGUCUCAUCGUGGUACAGUCAGAGAACCGUCCCAGUGCUCCACGUAACAUCCAUGCGGAAACCAUCUCAAGCUCAGCCAUCUUACUGGCGUGGGAAAGACCACAAUACAACGCAAAUAAAGUCAUCGCCUACUCCAUACACUACAUGAAGUCUGAGGGUCUAAACAAUGAAGAGUAUCAGGCUGUGAUCGGGAAUGACACAACCAGCCACAUUGUGGACGAUCUGGAGCCAGCGCGAAACUACACGUUUUAUAUCGUGGCCUACAUGGCGAUGGGUGCCAGUCGCAUGUCGGAGCAGGUCACAAGGCACACACUAGAGGAUGUUCCCCUCCGCACCCCUGAGUUGAGCCUUACGAGUCGCAGCCCUACGGAUAUCCUGGUGUCCUGGCAGCCUCUUCCUCCAAAACUCAGCCGUGGACGUGUGUCUGCGUAUCGUCUGUCUUACCGUACAGCUACAGAUGAGCAGGUAAACUCAAUUGAGCUGCCUGUCUCGAGUGAGAACGGCACCCAGUACCUCCUGCAAGAUCUGCAACCUGAUACCAUUUAUCUGAUCCGGAUGUCUGUGUCAACCCGAGUUGGCUGGAGCCAACCAUCCGCCUGGAGCUCCCAUCGAACUCCCAAAACAUCCAGCGCCACAGUGCCUCCUGCCCCAAACCUUGAGCUUGAACCUCUGAACUGCACCUCUGUGUCGGUCCGCUGGUUUCCGGCUCCCAGUGAUGUUCUCAUUCAAGGAUUCAAGCUGUCUUUUCAUCCCGACGGCCAAUCAGAGGACUCGGUUACCCAGCUGCCCCCACAAGACCACCAGCACACCAUCACAGCGCUCAGCCCCAGAGUGAAGUACCAUGUGAAAGUGUUAGCGUUCAGUGCUAAUGGAGACGGAUAUCAGGCCCAUCAAACAGUCAACACUCCCGGAUGUCCAUCUACACCGAACCGCCGUUUAGCCGCUCUGCCGCCUCCAGACCACACCCAUGCUAAAGCUAACAGCUCGUCUGCGGUGCGUCUGAGCUGGGGUCGUCCUGCCUUCAGCUCUGGAAAACCUGUCAGUUUCUCUGUCCGUUAUGGGCCAGCCAGUCCGUCUGAAGCCUCCAGUGUACGCUACAUCCAGACCUCUGAGCAAACCCUGAUGGUAACAGGUCUCCAGCCAAACACACGCUACGAGUUUGCUGUUCGUCUGCAUAUGGAUCAGAUGUCCAGUCCUUGGAGCGCCACUGUAUAUCAGAGAACUCUACUGGAAGCCCCGAUGUCUCCGCCGGAGUCUGUAAAAGUGACUCUGAUCGAGGCCGACACGGCACUGGUGUGCUGGAAGCCGCCGAAUCAGCCAAAUCUCUCUGUGACACACUACACCGUCCUGUACGCAUCUCAGAGCUCGUGGCUCGCUGGAGAAUGGCAGGUCCUGCAGAGAGAAGGUACAAAUACAAUGGCCCUCCUGGAGAAGCUGGAGUCAGGUAAUGUCUACCUGGUGAAGAUCUCUGCAUCUAACCUGGCCGGUGAUGGUCCGUUCUCCAACACAGUGGAGCUGACGGUCAAGGGUAAAACUCAGCAUGGUAAAAACCCUCGUCAUGCUGACAGCCAUGCUGAGAAAACAGCGUUUAUAGAUGGUUUGUAUCACAUCGAUGAGAAGUCGAUGAGCGGUAUUAUCGUUGGCGUUUGCAUUGCUCUGUCCUGCAUCAUCCUCUGCAUCUUCAUCCUCCUCUCCAAAACUCAAACACAGAAAUCGGCUUCCUCAAAGAUGAUUAGUCCAAUGAGAAAUGAGGUCACGCAUAAUGAGGCCCCGUCAGCCCAUCAGCAACAUGCAGAGAAUGCAGAGGUGCUGCUGCCAAUGAUGAGGAAUCACUUUAUUGAUGCCAAAGGAGGAUCAAAUUUGCUAAUAAACCACGCUGGACCCAUCAAUUGUGGUUCUCAGACCAAACGGAAGAGGUGGAGCAUCUUCAGUCAUUCCCAGAAGUGUAAUGAAAGUAAAAAUACGACUGAGGAUCCUGCAUGUCUGUACGAAGUGGGGAAAACGGUUCUGUGUUACGAGGACGAGGCGGCGCUGCAGAUCCUCUAUCGGCCACUGGGGGAGUCGGAGAGCUCGCAAACCAGCAGCGGAGACUCUGGAAACUACUCUCAGGACGAGACGGAGACCAGCAGCUCAAAUAAAGCCAGACACCGACCGGAUGAUGAAACGGAUGAAACCGCAUCAUCUGUGUGCGUCGUUACCGUAUUAGAUGAAGCGCAAAACAAAUCUACCUCCGACCUUCAGUUUGUGCAGAUUCCCAUUUAA